Molecule: messenger RNA, 2826 nt
Organism: Erythranthe guttata (spotted monkey flower)
Lineage: Eukaryota; Viridiplantae; Streptophyta; Magnoliopsida; Lamiales; Phrymaceae
Gene: ENP
Product: Phototropic-responsive NPH3 family protein
Molecular function (GO): protein binding
Source: RefSeq, a predicted model, not a curated record
AAGAACUCAGUUAAAAAGCAGAACGACAACUUACUCAGUCCCAUUUCUCAGAGCACACAUACACACACACACAUAUACAUACAUACACCGAUACACGCACUCAUUUAUACAUACAAGAGAGAGAGAGAGAGUGAGAGAGACGGGUUCUUGAGAUUAGCGAGCUUAAAGAAGAGAUCUUGGAGAAAAGAAAAAAAAAAUCAGGAGGAGUAAUAGCAAAGGCGGCUGGGAUUUAAGUCACCCCUUUAAUUGUGGGGUUGGUUGCCCAAUAUUAAUGGCAGUCAUAUCAAUUCACUAAUAUAAUGUGGGUGAAAUAGCAAAUACUAUUUACAACAAGGACCAAUAGAGAAAAAAAAAAACAAGAACCCAUCUUCUUAAUUUGUUCGUAAUCGCUCUCUGCAGUCUUGCCCCGGUUCGGCUCGAUAAUCGAGGCAUUAUUUACUUUUAUUUUUUUAAAUUUUGUUUUCUGGGGUUGGGUUUUGUUUUGUUGUGUUGUGGUUGUAUUGGUGUUUGGUGGACCAAAUAUGAGUAUAUUCUUGUUACAGAGGAAGUGAGAGAGUGAUGGGGUUAAAGUAAAGAUUCAAUCUUUUGUCCUAUUUAUUUAUUUACCAGAAAAAAAAAAUUAGUUUCUUGGCAGUUGGAUGUAAGUAUAGUGUAAGUACUAAAAGAGUAACAGUUGAGAAUUUGGGUUUUUUUUUUAUUUUUUUUUAUUUUUGGGAAAGAUGAAGUUCAUGAAGUUGGGCUCAAAGCCUGAUGCUUUUCAAACUGAUGGCAACUCUGUGAGGUACAUAUCCUCUGAAUUGGCAACCGAUGUUAUCGUAAAUGUUGGCGAUGUGAAGUUUCAUCUCCAUAAGUUUCCACUCUUGUCCAAGAGCAACAAACUACAAAAAAUCGUAUCAAAAUCCAACGGCGAAACCCCCGAAGAGCUCUCAUUGGCCGAUUUCCCAGGUGGGCCCAAAGCAUUCGAAAUAUGUGCGAAAUUCUGUUACGGCAUAACAGUAACUCUCAAUCCAUACAACGUAGUCGCUGCACGCUGCGCCGCAGAGUAUCUCGAAAUGACCGAAGAAAUCGAGAGAGGAAACCUCGUUCUAAAAAUCGAGAUAUUCCUCAACUCAAGCAUCUUACGAAACUGGAAAGAUUCCAUCAUCGUACUGCAAACCGCAAAAUCCCUUCUUCCGUGGUCAGAAAAUCUCAAGAUCGUCGGCCGAUGCAUCGAUUCCAUCGCAUCGAAAACCUCGGUGGACCCCACUUUGAUCACGUGGUCCUACACUUACAACAGAAAGCUGGCAUCGUUGGACAAGAAUAUUCUUCCGAACGGUGUAAAAUGUCCUAAAGAUUGGUGGGUCGAAGACAUAUGCGAGCUGGAUAUCGAUCUGUACAAGAGAGUUAUGGUGGCGAUAAAAUCGAAAGGCCGAAUGGAUGGUGCUGUAAUUGGCGAGGCGCUAAAAACUUACGCAGUAAGAUGGCUGCCCGAUUCUGUGGUCGCGUUGUUGUCUGAAGUUCAUGUAUUAAGGAACAAGUGUUUGGUGGAGACUAUAAUUUGUUUAUUGCCUUCAGACAAGGGUAUAAGCUGCGCGUGUAGUUUCUUGCUAAAGCUGCUUAAAGUUGCAAUUUUUAUCGGAGCCGACGAUUCUUCGAGGGAAGAUUUGAUCCGGAGUAUCGGUUUGAAACUUGACGAAGCUUCUGUUGAUGAUCUUUUGAUUCCAGCUAGGCCUCCCCAGGUGGGUAUUUACGAUAUUGACCUUGUGCAGCUACUCCUGGAUCGGUUUGUGGAGAAUGAAAAGAGUGGCGUGGAUUUGAAAAUUUCGGACAAGAAUUGUAAGAAUGAUGGCGACUUUGUUUUAGGAAGUGGGCCGUGGAUGAAAGUAGGGAAAGUUAUCGAUGGGUAUCUUGCAGCUAUUGCGAAUGAUCCGAAUUUAUCGAGCUCGAGUUUUAUUAAAUUGUCACAGUCGAUUCCCGAUUCUGCUAGGCCUAUUCAUGAUGGAUUGUACACUGCCAUUGACGUUUAUUUGAAGGAGCAUAAAAGUAUAACGAAAUCGGAGAAGAAAAGCCUGUGCGGGCUGAUCGACGUGAAGAAACUGACAACAGAUGCAUGCAUGCAUGCAGCACAAAACGAGCAUCUACCACUUCGUAUGGUGGUUCAAGUUCUAUUCUUCGAGCAGGUAAAAGCAGCAGCAGCUGGGACUCAUCAAACCCUAAAAAACGAUAAUGACGUGGCGGUCCCUUCUAGAAACAGCGAGGCAAACUGGGGGAAAACGGUUCCAGAGAAUCGUAAAUCAUUGAGGAAACAAAUGGAUGAAAUGAAGAUAAAAGAAGAUGAAAAAAUCGGAAAGCUUUCGAAGAGAGGUCAUAAAAACAGAGGAUCCGGGCCCCAGUUGUUGCCUUCUCGUUCUAGGAGAAUUUUCGACAAGUUGUGGAUUGUGGGAAAAGGGUUUGGAAUAAACGGAGAGAACAAAAGCUCGGAAACUUCCGGAAGCUCGCAGAGCCCUUCUUCGAUGUUCCGAGGGGAGAUAAAGUCGUCAGGUUCAUCUUCUAGAAACAGGAGGCACUCGAUUUCGUAAGUGUAAAGUGGGGGGAAGUAGGGUUUUCAUUGGCAGUAGAUUUGAGGGUUUGGUCUGCACAGUCAAGAAAAUGUUUUUUUUUUAUGUUGUAGAGAAGUGUUUUUAUUUGUUAUUAGCAUUUGAUUUUCCUGGAUACUAAUUAAUUAUCUUAUCUUAUCUUAUAUUUCUAAUGUUGUUUCAUCUCAAAUUGUAUUAUUAGUUAUUGUAUUGACUCUUCACUCUUGUGAAAUUGUAUGAGAAAUACUAGCAAAUUAAUUAACUUUAUUUA